Messenger RNA from Sphenostylis stenocarpa, 1047 nucleotides. Lineage: Eukaryota; Viridiplantae; Streptophyta; Magnoliopsida; Fabales; Fabaceae. The record is from the annotation of a GenBank genome assembly.
AUGGCUACAAAGAGUGGAGAUAGAGAUGACAUAAAUGCUGUCAAGGUUUCCAAGAAAUCAUCUCCGACUAUAUGCAAAUAUUGGACCAACAACAACUGUGUGUACGGUGAACAAUGCAUGAAUUUGCAUUCAUGGUUUCAUGGUGAAGGGUUUUCCACGUUAAGAAAACUACAUGAACACAAAAAGGUUAUCACCGGCAUUACGCUUCCCGUUGGAUCGGACAAACUUUAUUCUGGCAGCACUGAUGGGACUGUUCGGAUAUGGGAUUGCCAUACAGGUCAAUGUGUUAAAUCCAUAAAUUUGGACACCGAAGUUAACUCUUUGAUAAGUGAAGGACCAUGGAUAUUUGUUGGUUUGAAAAAUGCUAUCAAGGCUUGGCAUACUGAAACCAAUGCGGAAUUUACUCUUGAUGGACCUAAAGGACGAGUUGUUUCCAUGACUGUUGGCAAUGAUAUCCUUUUCGCCGGAGCAGAGGAUGGUGUCAUUACUGCUUGGAGAGGAAGCUCUGAUGCUAACUCUCCCUUUGAACUGGUUGCCUCACUAACUGGCCACACUAAAGCUGUGGCUUGCUUGACUGUUGGACGCAAGAUGUUGUACUCAGGAUCCAUGGACCAUAGCAUAAAGGUCUGGGACAUGGAUACAUUACAAUGUACAAUGACACUCAAUGAGCAUACUGAUGUAGUCACAUCCCUUAUUUGUUGGGGUGAAUUUUUGUUGUCAAGUUCAUCUGAUGGCACAAUCAAGAUCUGGGCUUGCAUGGAACUGGGGUCUUUGACUGUUGUAUAUACGCACAAUGAACAAAUUGGCAUUGUGUCGCUUUUUGGGAUGCCUGAUGCAGAAGGAAAGCCAGUAUUGUUUUCCUCUUGCAGAGACCAUUCUGUUCGAAUGUACGAAUUACCAUCAUUUUCAGAGAGGGGUCGUUUAUUUGCUAAGCAAGACGUUGCAGCAUUUGAAUUAGCCCCUGGUGGAUUGUUCUUCACCGGAGACGGGAGUGGUUUGUUAAGGGUAUGGAAGUGGUCUGAUUUAUCCAAGGUGGCAUCCUCCUGA